Messenger RNA from Closterium sp. Yama58-4, 194 nucleotides. The record is from the annotation of a GenBank genome assembly. NCBI's taxonomy places the organism in Eukaryota, Viridiplantae, Streptophyta, Zygnematophyceae, Desmidiales, Closteriaceae.
GAGAGGCGGUUCAACACGACAUAUUUCUGUCGAGUCACAGCAGCAGACGGCAAGCAGCUUGACUUCGGGGGGCAUCUGUCCCGGGAGGAGAACGUGUGGUUGCAGCACGAGGUGUCCUCCUUCCUGCUCGGCCUGCCUGCGGAGUCAGUCUGAUUUGAUUGCUUGCAUUUUGCCGGCACAAAACUUGCAACCAG